Molecule: messenger RNA, 711 nt
Organism: Cordyceps fumosorosea ARSEF 2679
Lineage: Eukaryota; Fungi; Ascomycota; Sordariomycetes; Hypocreales; Cordycipitaceae
Exons: 2
Coding region: 1-711 (236 amino acids)
Source: RefSeq, a predicted model, not a curated record
AUGGGCAAUCCCGAUCUCGAGCUGCAGAAUCCCGACUGGGACCCCCACUGCCGUCGCCGCCGCGGGCCGACGCCGCGACGAUUCAUCGCCCGUCUCUGCAUCACCGCCCUCGCAGCCGGCAUGUUGCUGACCAUGGCCGUCUGCGGGCUCCUCGGUGGCACCGCGACGACGACGCCAUCUCUGCUGCACCAGCUGCUGCGCCCACAACCGUGCCCGGCACACCGCCAAGCCCAACCACACGAGGCGGUCGCUGCGACCACCACCCCCCCCAGCCACGACGCCUCGUCCUCGUCCCGGGGCGCCGUCGCGGGUGUCAGGGCGGACGUCUACCUGCAGCGCCGAAACGCCCUCGCCGAGGUGCUCAAGGCCGAAGGCGUGGAGGCCUUCGUCGCCGAGCCCGGCCCCAUCUUUGAAUACUACGCCAACAUCUCCCGGACGGACUGGGAAGCUUUUGCCCCCUCGCAGCGGCCCCUGCUCAUGGUCAUCCAGCCCGUCGAGCACCCGUCCUCGUCCGGCGGCUCCGGCGCCGUCGUCGUCGCCGCCAAGAUGGCGCUGCUCGCGCCUCGCGCCCAGGCCGACCGCGUGCGGCUGGAACCCGUACCGCACGCUGCGCAAGUCGCGGCUGUUUGCGCCCGUCGACGUUCGUCGCGCCGCCGCCGACCAGCGGCCGAUGAUCAUGGCGGGGCCCGAGACACGUGCCGUGGUGGUUGA